GCGAAGGGUUGCGCGGCGUGGAGCUCCAUUUUGAGAUAUAAAAGACCAAUACAAUCUGGCUUUCUUUAAUUGUCUGUUAUGACGCGAUCGGUCCCACGUAUGGUUUUAGUUUGAAGGGUGAAAGACCAAAACUGCUGUUCCAUCAUCGCUAGCUUGUUUCGUGCAGCUCCCAGCGCACACUGGCGGCAGUGGCGUCUCCCUUUUCGUGCUAACACGUUAAAGCCGCAGGACUGUUGCUCCUUUCUCCUCCGGCCUCCCGUUUGUCAGAACCUGGCUGCCUUUAUUCGAGGACGGUAGGUGGAGUGACUGUAAGAUCAUAUGUGCCUACGAGUGUGACACGCCUCUGAUCAAUGGCUACCUCAGGCUCCACCCCUCUUCCUACACCUGCCACUGUGCCUGAGGAUUUCCACUUUGAGACCAAGUACAUUGUGCUCAGCUACCUGGGACGGCUUCCUGGUGGCAGACCACAAUCGGCUGAAGGAGAACCCACAAGCAUAGAUAAAGAGCAGGUAGAAGGAGAGCUGAAACGACUAGAAGAAGAAGUUGCUGCUUCCUUUUCCAGCACGGGUUUUGACUGCCGCGCAUCACUGGUUUUCAGUCCAGCCAACCCUGACAUGGCAAUUGAAGACUGUCUCGCUGAGCUGGGAGAGCGCAUGGUCCGAGAGCUGGACACACACCUGAAAGCAGCCGUACACACACUUCUAUCAGGAUCUUUGGAGUACGAAACAUUCCGAGAUGCAACACUGGACCUGUCAACACACACACAAGGAGCGUGGAGCAAAGUUCUGGUGCCUUUGGUGUUGCUUCAGGCUUUACAAAACCAAGGUCAGUCCCUGGUAAAUCUGCUGCAUCUUGGAGUGCGCUUCCUGGAGGAGGCUCACGGUGAAUACAUCAUCCAACAUGGGGGAUAUGGUGAAAUAUUUGGACUGGGUUCAGAGGAGGAGCAGAGCGUUGCCAUCGCUGAAGACAGCAACGACAUCUACAUCCUGUCGGGGGAUCCGGCGCCCGAUCAGCUGAGCCCUCCGUCGUCUCUGCUGUGCACGGGCGACAACAGCAGCGGGCUCAGCUCCUGGCAGACCGAGAGCUUACCCGUGUCGCUGGCCGGCCACGAGUCGUGGGCGCAGGUGUGCGCGAUGGACCCCGAGGACAUCAAGAGCCUGGACAGCAACGAGGGCGGGGCUCUGGCCGAGGAGCGCAGCGAGAACAACUCCUCCAACUCGGACAUCGUCCACGUGGAGCGCGAGGAAGCCGAGCUGCUGGACGAAGGCGGAGCCAUAGAGGAGAGCAUGAUGAGCGUUUUAGGUACGGAGAGCGAGCUCGCUCAGCUCCGGGAGGAAAUUAGUAGCCAGAUGACCGCAGCUCCUGCGACGUCAGAGGUAGAACCCGCAGCACCCGCCUCUUUGAUCUCUCUAGAACAACCUGUCGUUGUCUUAGAGACGUCAACAGAACCUCCCCUCAUCUCUAUAGAACCACAGCUUCCUCCUCCGGUCCUGGAAGCUUUUGCUCCCCCUGCGUCAGACCCUGAACCUCCAGCACCGUUACCUGUUCCUGCAGUAGAACCAGAGCCUGAGCCAAAAUGGCUGUCUGCUGAGGGUCCGCCCCCAUCUCCAGCAGCGGCCACAGAUCCCGAAGCACACUCGGAGCCUGUAAUGUUGCCCACUCUGCAGGAGCCAGAGACCGCCAGAGAGUCGGAGGUACCCGGGGCCCAGCCGGACCCAGCGUCAGAGCUCCAGGUUCUGCUCUGCGGAGGAGCGACCCUGGUGCUCCUUGUUGCCGUCAUGGCGUACGGUGUCAUCAGAUACAGGAGGAAGUAGUAUAGACGUAGUUCCUGCUCGGGGUGGGUUUAGUGUACCCGUGAAAGGAUGAUCCAAGUACUUAGUCCACUGAAGAUUGCAGGGGGGGGGCUGCUUUUGAAGGUCUCCAGUCCAGGACAAUCCCUCUCACUUGAACCUCCACCUCUCCUCAUCCACAACCUUCUCAGCAGAUGCAAGCACAGAAAAAAGGGAAUUAAAUGCACUUCCUGUCUGAUGUUCAAAGCCCACCUCUCCUGCUUUUGCUCUCCUGAGUGUCUUUUUUCAUUUAAAGACCUACUGAAAGCCACUACUAGCCACCACGCAGUCUGAUAGUUUAUAUAUCAAUGAUGAAAUAUUAACAUUGCAACACAUGACAAUACGGCCGCUUUAGUUUACUAAAUUGCAAUUUUAAAUUUCCCGCGGAGUUUCUUGUUGAAAACGUCGCGGAAUGAUGACGUGUGUUUGUGACGUUAUUGGAUGGAGGCGACAUAUUAGUCGUCUCUUUUCAUCGCAUAAUUACACAGUAUUCUGGAUAUCUGUGUUGAUGAAUCUGUUGCAAUUUGUUCAAUUAAUAAUGGAGAAGUCAAAGUAGAAAGAUGGAGGUGGGAAGCUUUUAUCCUUUAGCCACACAAACACACGGUGUUUCCUUGUUUAAAAUUCCCGAAGGUGAAGCUUUACUAUGGAUCAGAGCGGUCAAGCGAACAUGGAUCCCGACUACAUGUCAACCGGCAGUUUUCGGUGAGAAAAUUGUGGAAAUAAGUCGCCUCCUACCGGAGAUCAGCAGAGCCAGCGUCCUCCUGCAGCUGCCGUGACUUCUGUCAGAACACACCCGUGGCCACACCACUCCGACUUUAAGGUACUAUUUAACUCACUAAAACACUAGCAACACUACAGGCAGAUAAGGGAUUUUUCCCAUAAUUAUCCUAGUAAAUGUGUCUAAAAACAUCUGAAUCGCUCUCACUGCCCUUGCCUUUUUUUUUUUUCUAGGCCUUCACUCUAAAUUUCCUCAUCCACGAAUCUGUCGUCCUCGCUCAAAUUAAUGGGGAAAUUGACGCUUUCUCGGUCCGAAUCGCUCUAGCUGCUGGUGGCUAUGAUUAUAAAUAAUGUUCAGAUGUGAAGAGCCUUACAACCAGUGACAUCACGCACACAUCGUCUGCUACUUCCGGUACAGGCAAGGCUUUUUUUAUUAGCGACCAAAAGUUGCGAACUUUAUCGUGGAUGUUCUCUACUAAAUCCUUUCAGCAAAAAUAUGGCAAUAUGGCGAAAUGAUCAAGUAUGACACAUAGAAUGGACCUGCUAUCCCCGUUUAAAUAAAAACAUCUCAUUUCAGUAGGCCUUUAAAAACAUUCGUGUCAUUUUCUAUUACACGGUUUGAAUGCCCAAAUGGAAAGUAGGAAAUUAUAUUUUACGUUGCAUAUAAAUGCUACCCUACUUUAAGUCUUUUAUUAAAAGGAAACUGCAGCACAAUGUAAAUAAUAUUUAUAAGUAAAGGAAAUCAAGUCGAUCAUUGGCUGCAGUGUUAAUAUAAUUAUGCCACGUUAACAACUUUACAAUUAAGUUGUUUUUCCUUAUUUGCUGUCCCUUUUAUUUAUGCACAACAACAAGCUGUGGUUGAAAAUGUCCAACUAUUAACACUCCCAAAGUUCAUGUCGAGGGCAACUUUUUUUCUCAGUAAAAAUCAAGUGAAUGUUCCAUCAAACUUUGUACCUUGAAUUUCCAACAAGACGCUCUUGAGAAUAAAGAAAGUGUGAAUGUG
Messenger RNA from Nerophis ophidion (straightnose pipefish), 3549 nucleotides. RefSeq names its product BCL2 like 13 (gene bcl2l13). The coding region runs from base 351 to 1814 and encodes 487 amino acids. Lineage: Eukaryota; Metazoa; Chordata; Actinopteri; Syngnathiformes; Syngnathidae. Gene Ontology annotation, cellular component: mitochondrion. The transcript is spliced from 7 exons. The record is from RefSeq and is a predicted model, not a curated record. Gene Ontology annotation, biological process: regulation of apoptotic process; apoptotic process.